Messenger RNA from Dujonia railenensis, 3078 nucleotides. The record is from the annotation of a GenBank genome assembly. Lineage: Eukaryota; Fungi; Ascomycota; Pichiomycetes; Serinales; Debaryomycetaceae.
AUGACAAGACCUCAUUUAGCCAGCCCCGUGACGCCUGUUUCUAUAGGCUCGCAUGGGGAAACAUCUCCAGCAAGGAAAAGAGCUGUGGAUGGCCAAGCACAACCCAGAAAGAGAAAUAAGCCAUCACUAGUAUGCUCCAAUUGCAAAAGAAGAAAAAUUAAAUGCGACCGAAGGCUACCCUGUUCGUCUUGUGUGAAAAUGAAAUGUGGUUACGAAUGUAGCUAUGAGCCGAAAUGGCAGCCAAUGUCAUUUGAAAAGGGAAAAGAGCUGCCUCAUUCACAUACGAGUAGCUCCUACAUUGAUUCUGCAGAAAAUGAAAAUGAAAAUGGGUCGGAAAAUCUAAGUAUUUCAAGCAACUCAAAAUGGCUGGGAGUGGAAGUACAGGCUACGUCAGAGGAUCCUCUUGCCUUCGAGAAUAGCUCUACAAUAAAACCGGUGGUCCCUCUGUACAUUAGUAAGGAUGAUACGCAUGAAAUAAAUCCAACUGGCGCACCAGAUGAAACCAUUAACUUCUUUGAAGGAUACGCACCUUUCCAUAUUAAAGAACCAUUUCGCAGAGUUAGCUACGGUCCCCUCUCAUGGGCCUCAUUCAUGAAGAAAGAUCCUUGGUUGUUAGUGGUGUGGAUUUAUGCUCAAACUGAAAAAACUGAAUUUCCUUGCUUGCUUUUUGCAGGACCAACCGAAGUAACCAACGAAAAUAUUAAAGCCCUUAAUGCAGAUCGCAAACUGGAAAACCCCGAUAUUGCUUUCAGAAAAAGAGCUUUGGAAAUAGAUGGCUACGAAGAACUAGCUCCCUUGAGUUCGCUCGAAAAGCAUAACUCUAUUCUGGAGCAUGCUUCAGUACCAAGUACCAUCAAGAAAGAAUUCAAAUUUGAUAAUGAAAGUAGAUUGGGUCAGUCAACAGUUACUCUUGGUCAAAGUCUCUUUCGAGGAAAGAUUAAUCCAGAAUUAGAAGUGGUAUCCCAAUUUAAGGCUAUUAUACCCAAGAAAAAAGUAGCAUGGAGUCUUAUGAAUCACUUUUUCAACCACUUAUACUCUACCAUGCCCUUUUUGGAUGAAGAAGAUUUCAAACAAAAGAUAAGUUUAAUUAUAGGACCUGAGAGUAUGGCGGAUACGCCAGUAGAAUCGGUGAGGGUAGUAAAUAAGUUAGACUUGGCAAAUUUGUGCAUUCUUAUGAUUGUCUUGAGGCUAUCGUACUUAUCUUUAUUCAAUAAUAAAAAUGCAAUCAAUGAGAAGAUUUUGAAGACUAACCUCGCAUCUGGUGAAAAAUCACAACCAGAAACUGAAUAUUUGAACUACUUAAUGAAACAUCCAAUUAACUUAUCUGCCAUUGAAGUUGUUAAAAAUACACUUCAUAGAUUUGACAUUGCAAGAAAGACAAAUAUGACUGUGUUUCAAUGUUUAUUAUUUGUGAGGUUAUACCACAUAUAUGCACCCGAAGAAGGAGAUGGUCAUGACGGUGGAGAUUCUAGAGUCCUGACUGCUAUUCUUAUUCAAAUGGCGAUGAGUUUGGGAUUGAAUAGAGAUCCGGACAAUUUUCCAGAUAUCUUCAGAGAUGAAAGGCAGAAUAAUUUGGGUAGGAAAAUGUGGUGGUUCCUUGUGAGAGAGGAUUUGACUUCAUACCUAAGUAUUGGUAACCUGCCUACAAUUUCAAUGAAGCAAUAUGAUACUAAGGCCCCAUUCUAUAAAGAAGGCAAUGCGAACGUGAACAAGAUUGACUUGGAAUUGGCUACAAUUCAAAUUUAUAAAUGGUUCAUUACAAGGAUCAAGGAUAUCAACAGAGUUGUUAGUAUGACAUCAGAUGUUAGAGGUAAUACCCGCGUUCAAGAAUUAACUGAAGCAAUCACUUUACUUGAGAAACAGGCCAAUAACGAAGAUACCUUUGAUGGACCAUACAUCGGUAUUCAAACUGAAGUUAUGAUGAAGACUUAUGCAUCGGUAAGAAUGAAACUUUUCUUGUUUCUCAAAAGUUCUUUAAUUUCGCUAGUUUACCAUUUGUACCUUUACUACGAAGAUAAACUAAACUAUGAACUCUCAUUCUUUUAUCUUAAGAAGUUGUUGAACAUCAAUUUGUAUUAUAUCUUACCUGCGACCUUUGACGUGCUCUGUGGUAAGCAUAGCAAGAACGCUCUAACAUUGAACCCAAUAUUGCAAUUAGCUAUGCACAAGGCAAAUCAAGUUAAUAUAGCUGCAGGGGUUAGAGUUGGCUAUUUAGUCUAUAAUUUGGAAGCUCUGCUGGAUCACGAAAGCAAACUUACCUCCGAUGUGAACUAUAAGCUUUACUUUCAAGAGUUGAACAAUCUAUACAAAGGAUUUGUUCAAUGUGGUGGACUCUAUGCCAGCACAUUUGCAAAACUAGCACUGAAGUACUAUUACGCUUGGAGAAUUUCCAAAGCACACGAUGUUUUAUUCAAAAUUUUGACAACCAAGAGGUUUUAUCAAGGGCUACCAAAUAAUGUACGCAAAAUGAGAUCUUUCCAAUUUAACACGCCGCAAUUACAAGAGUUGAGUAAAGUGAUGAAUCAUUCCAAAAAAUGGUUGGAUCAAAUUGUUGAUUUCGAGGAGUUGCAAGAUACACCAGUUGCAUACUCGAUACCAACUAGCUUAUCAUCAAUCACCGCUUCUCCUCCAAUGUCUAAUUCAAAUGUUAAUCAAACCAGCGGAUAUGGCCAAAGUAAUAAGGAAAAUUCUUCUGGUAUAUUGCAAAAUAAUGGAAACAUGCCUGCAAAUGAAAAUCCAGCAUUCCCUACUGAAGAUAUUGAUCAGAUGUGGCUCCUGAUGAUUGCGAUGAGAAACCAAGGAGAUUUCCAGAAUGGAAUAUUUGGUGGUUCUCAAGCGUAUCCUCAAGUUGGACAAGGCGGUGCAGGGCAGCCAUUUGUUCCAAAUCAACUUUCGACUCAACAUACGCAAUCUCCUAUAUAUGAACAGGACAACUCGCAAGUGUUAAACCUUGUUACUAAACCUGAAGCAUCACAACAGGGCACCUUCUCAUACAACGAAAUGUACCCAUCUAAUAGAAACACUAACAUUUUUGAUAAUGAAGUCACACUUGAUGUGCUUGAUAAUAUGCUCCUCUAA